AUGAAGCGUGCGGGCCUUCGUUCAUCACCGUUGCGUUUCGCCAACACAAAAGUCACUAAUCUACUUCUUCAUGGUUUACUGGUUUCAUACUCAAGUGCAUAUUUUGAUGAGGUCAAAGUAAAAGAUAAUUCUGAUUUACCCUAUUUGGCCAUUCCAUUGCAGUAUGAGACUCCAUUCUCUAUGGUUGGCCUUUCGUUAUCUGAUUUGCCAAAUGUCAUGCCAUGGUUGGUUCCAGAAAUCCAAAAUGUGUGA
Messenger RNA from Sphenostylis stenocarpa, 252 nucleotides. Lineage: Eukaryota; Viridiplantae; Streptophyta; Magnoliopsida; Fabales; Fabaceae. The record is from the annotation of a GenBank genome assembly.